GUGAACAGGAAACCCUCGCGAAACGUUUAUAAAAGGAUAAGAAAAAACCUCCUAAUUCCCACCAUGGCGUCUAUAGAGAAGUCUACAGACUCAACCAAAGAUGCUGUGACGUCGGGUUUAGGUUUAAUGCCCAUGAGGACGCCACGAAAGUUGUUUAGGCUUUGUACGUUUAUACUUGACGAACUAUUAUCCUUUCACGACUGCUUUCUGUUUGUGUCGCCUGUUCCGAAGACUGCCACUUAUUAUCACCAAGUGAUCGAGUAUCCGAUGGAUUUAUCGACGGUGGAACAGAAUCUCUACGACGACAAAUACCAUGGCUACACGGAAUUUGAGAAUGACCUUUCACAUAUUUGGACCAACGCCAAACUCUUCCAUCCUCCCUUGGAGCCGAUUUACCAGCAAGCAGUACGCUUACAAGAACGUUAUCAAGCGUUAAUUAAUUCUCUGCAAGGAGGCUUACAAACCGUUAAUUUAUCGGCUCCAGUAGCCGAUCCAGAAAAUCAACCUAUUCCUGAAGAAGCCGAUUUUGAUUUACCACGAUAUAGAACCAUUCCAGACAGUCAAGAGAGUUUUCUUUACAUGAUCCAGUGCAUAAGACCUACGGAAAAGAGCAAUAAAUCGAUCCGCGGAUUCUCGAAAGUAAGGCAUUUUUAUGACCAGCUCAACGGACCUUUCUUCCGUACGGUCGACCAAUUUCUUACAGACACCUUGCCAUCCAAACCGACGCCGCUGCCUCGUCUCUACAUCGGCAAAAAUCGUACGUUAUUAAUCGAAGCGCGAGAUAAAAAGCAAGCUGUGUUGGCGGUGCUUUUCAACGUUCAGAUUAAAGUGGGCACCGGCCCUCGACUUCAGAAAAACCAAGUCCAUCAAUUGAAAGCCGACGUUGCGCUCGCACAACCCAUUGGACUUUGCCAUAGUUUUGAUGAAACCGGGAUUGACAGCAACCUGACGUACGAAUAUUAUCCCAAGGCGUGGAUGAAAGUCAAAAUCAUACGGGUCGUGAAAGACGUGGAAACAGUAAUGAGCGAUGCAAUGGAUCGAAACUUUUUCCGAAGAGCGUAUUCCACCUACCGAUUAUCGCAUUCACGGACGGAUAUAAAAAAGGCAAAAGAUGUUCUCAUUAUGGAAGCAUUUAUGAAGGCCAUCAUGACUGGUAAAUCCACGCAAUUAAGCGACACCAUUUCCGCGUCAAGGUCACCAACGUCAGCAUCGAUUUCUCCUGCUUCGCAAACCUCUGUGACAACGAGUGAGAUGACGGGAGAUCCGCAAUCUUCAGCUUCAUCGACAGACACCAAGGAAACGGUGACAACGCAACCAAUUUUGUCUGAAACCAUCCCAACCGAUUUUUCAGUCACUUCUUCUCGACCUCCUGCUUCCUCAGUGUCUGCCGGCUUGCCACUAGACCCCCAAUCUACGUUCAGUGAAGAAAAGAAGGUCAACUUGACAGAAUCUGAUAAGACGACUUUUGUGAAGGAUCUGCAAGAUAAGCCGGAACUAUACGAAGGUGUGGAUGCCGGAGAGGUAGCUUACAUGACCUCCAGGACAUCGGCAAAAGAGAGCGGGCCCAUGCUUGCCGAUGAUCGAUCGGCUUCUAUGACCUUUGAAAAGUUGCGACAGCAAAAGCCGAUGGAGACUUUGACCGCCCAUGCAGCAACCGACGAUGUAUCAAUGUCCCAUGCAAGUGGGCCCGAAGAAUUAUGGUCAAGGCUUCUCAAUUUUUCCAAGGAAAAGCAGGUCGCGACGACCAACGUGAAAAAGUAUCUGGCGAAUACAUCUUCAUUUCCGAAUGCGCAGGGUUUCUUCAAGCACGUCUACUUUGUAAAGGAUGAUGAUCGUGUGGUGGUGCAAACAUUUCGACGCAUGACCGUCAAUCAGCGUGCCACUGAACUUGUUAGUCUUUUGUAUUUGCGCGACUUGCCUCACAUGGGACAAAUUUUUGAAGUGCUCCAGGAAGAUAAUGGCGAUGUGGUAGGAUUGUCCAUGCAGCGGUACCAGAAGACGCUCAAGCAGUAUACACAUUUACACUCUCAUCAUCGAUUGUCGGCGUAUCAAAAAAUGGAUCUGAUCGAGCAGAUGCUUCAGUGUAUGAAAACCAUCCACAGCAUCGGGCUUGCGCAUCGUGAUCUUUCCGAGGUGAACUUUAUGGUCAACGAAGGCGAUGAACGGCUUGAAGAUGGAAUGCCGAAAGCGCAUUUAUACCUGAUCGAUUUUGGAAAAGCCACAUUUACUAGACCCAAGGAUGUGGGUGCUUGGUGGGUAGAAUCUCCCAAGGUGGAUGGCGAAUAUGAUGGCGAAGUCAUUCCUGCCAACGAGGACCAACUAAAAAUAUGGUGUCGUCACUUGCCGUGGAUGAUGGCGAAACCCGAUCACGGUUAUCUUCAUUAUCGCUCGAUCCAAACGCUACCAAAAAAUCGCUCCGACACCGCCGUUCUGCCUUGGCUUAUUCAUCCGCUGGCCGAAGAUAUGUAUUCUAUUGGCACCAUUAUGUGGAAAGUCUUUGCCGAAACCGAACCUUGGCAUGGUAUUUUGGAUACGGAUCUGCGAGCUUUACGCGACACGGUGAAGGAUGAUUACCGCAUCGAGAAGACCUUGGAUCGCGAAGUGGCAGGCCAAUUAAGCCGUCAGCUUUUGUUAUUUUGCCUGAAAACAAAACCGGAAGAACGGAAAUCCGCCGUGGAAAUUUUGGAAUGGCUCCGUUCGGACGACAUUAGAAACGAAUUGAUCAAGGAGUGGCAAGCCUAUGCGCCAGAUAGUCGAAGGAAGAGGCAUGCCAAAGUAGCUUUUGAAAUCGAAGAAGAGUCACGGGAAUACAAAAGAGCCCGAGGUGGUGGACGAGGUCGCAGUCGCGGUAGAGGUCGAGGCCGGGGUCGGGGUCGGGGUCGGGGUCGAGGUCGAGGUCGAGGUCAAGCAGAAGGACGCGGCCCAAGUCCUAUAUCAUCAUCGUUUGUACCCGCACCCAUUGCAAACAGCCAUGAUACAGAGCUGCGGCAUGAACAAUCAAGGCGUGGACGUCCAAGAGGCCGCCCUCGUGGUCGGCCCCGAGGCAGACCCAGGAAAUUCACCGAGUCUUUUGUGCAAGAACAGCCGAACGCGCCUGCUGCACCAUUGCUUAUCACUUUACCGGCACCUCCAUCUACUUCAUCGGCUUCAGCAGUUCCUUCUCUGUCAGUUCCUGCUGCUCCUACUGCUCCUAUGGUUUCAUCUGCGUCUCCAGUUUCAUCCACAUCAUCCAUUAAUUUUCAAGGAAAAUUUUCGACGCAUUCGUCGAAUUUUCCGCCUAUACAACCCCGUCCUAAUUCUUCCUCUCCUUUGUCAUCUUGGGAUCCGGCAUCUCACCCACAACCAAGACUUCUUAUUCGGGUUCCGCGGGUAUCUAGAAUGCGUCCAUCUCCUACCGAUCCAUUAUCGGAGGACACUGCAAGGCCGAGUGGACCUCGUCCGAGAGGGCGGCCCAGAGGGCGGCCUAGAGGUCGUGCAAGGGGUCGUCCCCGACUUACUGAACGUUUUUAAAAAAGGUCAAUAUAUUAUUUUUUAUUUACGACAUUGUAUCAUAUUUCGUACUGUCACUAUUAUACAGCUUCAUUUUUUGCUUCGCUUUUUUUCCCCUUAGAGACUUAGCAUUUUCAGUUGAAAUCACCCUAGAAAAACCUUUUAACGGUGUUGUUCAACCACCAAUUUAAUAAUGCAUAUCAUUACCCAGAUGUUUCUAUUAAAACUAUUAUAAUAAGUUCCUGUUUAUAGAGCCUACCGUCAUGCAAUGGUUUUUCAACUGUGAUAAAUGGAUUCUGUAGUCUGAUGGUCGCUCAGCAAAGAAGCCGCAAGGCUUGUAGGCAAAAAUUGAAGCGUAAGUGAGACGAGACAAAUACAGGAAUUUAUCUGUUUGGUCGAAAUGUUACUGUGUGGUGUGAUAGGAUCUUUUUUUCCUUUUUUCUAAGAGUUCGAAAAUAACUCUGUUUCUGAAAACAAAAAACAACGACAUAACAAGUGAU
Messenger RNA from Radiomyces spectabilis, 3989 nucleotides. RefSeq lists its product as uncharacterized. Gene Ontology annotation, biological process: protein phosphorylation. The transcript is spliced from 4 exons. Lineage: Eukaryota; Fungi; Mucoromycota; Mucoromycetes; Mucorales; Radiomycetaceae. The record is from RefSeq and is a predicted model, not a curated record. The coding region runs from base 64 to 3510 and encodes 1148 amino acids. Gene Ontology annotation, molecular function: protein binding; ATP binding; protein kinase activity.